Molecule: messenger RNA, 1139 nt
Organism: Lathyrus oleraceus (garden pea)
Lineage: Eukaryota; Viridiplantae; Streptophyta; Magnoliopsida; Fabales; Fabaceae
Product: PLASMODESMATA CALLOSE-BINDING PROTEIN 2
Exons: 3
Coding region: 290-859 (189 amino acids)
Source: RefSeq, a predicted model, not a curated record
GAACUAGUAGCUCUAAUAAUUGUCUCUUUAUUUUCUUUUUUACUUACAAUAUCUUUCUCUCUCUCUCUCUCUAUAUAUAUUGAAAAAGAAAAAGAAAACCAGAAAAGAAAGCAAAAGCUGCUUCUAUUCUCAUUUCAUUCCCAUUCCCAUUCUCAUCAUUCCCACACAACACUCACUAUAUAAUAUUUUUAUCUUUUCCUCUCCUCACUUCUCUUCUUACUUUCUCUCACUCUCUCUCUUCCUUUACCAAAGCAAAACAAAACCAUAAUAUAACAACAAACAUUCUCCAAUGGCAUCACCAAAUCCAGUUUCUCUUCUAUUAUCAUCACUAACCAUUGUUAUCAUGGUAACAAUGAACGUGAAGGGUCAAGGAGUGAGUACUAGUACAAGUUGGUGUGUGGUGAGAAGUGAUGCAAGCUACAAUGUAUUACAAACAGCAUUGGAUUAUGCAUGUGGAGCAGGUGCUGACUGUCUUCCUCUUCAACCAGAUGGACUGUGUUUUCUUCCCAACACCAUUCAAGCUCAUGCUUCUUACGCAUUCAAUAGUUACUAUCAGAAAAGAGCUAGAGCACCUGGUUCUUGUGACUUUUCUGGAACCGCCACCAUUGCUCAAACAGAUCCAAGUUAUGGAUCUUGUGUGUACCCUUCUUCUACAAGUGGUGCUGGAGGAGCAAACACAGCAACCACAUCAACUCCAGUGAUAAACCCAAACAACAUGUCAUCACCAAUCUUUGGUGGUUUAUCUCCAGAAAUGAACGCUCCAUUCAUUGACAAUUCUAAAGCACCACAUUCAAAGGAACAUGUCACAUGCUUUUUACUUUUCUUUUCCUCACUUCUCAUUCUCUCCAUCAUCUCUUAGCAUGUGUAUCAUCAUCUUCAGAAGGCUAAUUACAAUUUUGUCACAAGUCAAACAAUGGAUAUAACAUUAUCAACAAGUUAAGCAUGGAUGGAUAUGGCUAUCUAGAGAAAUGCACAGCUAGGCCUUUGAUUAUCAUGACUAGAUUCUUGGAAACAACUUAUAAAUCAUUUUAUUUAAUUUAGUUUCUCCUAUGUCAAUUGUAUUACUACCAAUUAAAAAGUUGGAUCAAGUUAUCCAAAUAAGAUAGUAAAAAAUGAUCUCAUUCCAAUUUUAUCGUCAA